AUGCCCGGCCGCCGGGGCUACGACCGCAGGCGUGGAAGCAGCUCCGACGGACCCGAGGACUGGGAAUACAACUGGAAGCGUCAUUUCCCCGACUGGGACUUCUACACAGUCAACGAGAUCGACGUGCCGGCCGAGCAGGUUGGAGAGCAGUCGGGGCCCCUCCACGACCUGGGCCAGCUCCUCGCUGAGGAUCCUCAGCAUCAGCUCGACAGGUUCAGCUUCGGUGGAGCGACUGACCUGCUUCCGCCGCUCCCUGGCCUGAGGAUCGAGGGCUAUGGCCGCCUGACCCUACCGCUCGACAACGCCACCGACGCUCAACGCUUGGCCGCCGUCUGCCAGCUGGCGCCAUUCGGCCGCGGACAGGACACGCUCAUCGAUCCCACGGUGCGCAAGACGUGGCAGAUUGAGCCAGGCAAGAUCGCCUUUGGCAACCCUGCCUGGAACGAGGGGAUCGCUGCCUUCGCCCCACUGAUUGCGGAAAAGCUGGGCUUCCCCGGCACACCGCUGGCGUUGCACCUCUACAAGCUGCUCUUCUACGAGGCUGGAGGCCACUUUGGCAAGCAUCGCGACACAGAGAAGGAGGAUGGCAUGUUUGCCACCCUGGUUGUCCAGCUACCCUCCAUGCACUCCGGCGGCCAGCUGCUGGUCUAUCGCGGCGGCACUCCCAUCACGCACGACUUUGGCGAUGCCGGCGGCACUGCGCCGUUCAAAUGUCACUACGCGGUCCACUAUGCCGAUGCCGAGCACGAGAUCACACCCGUGACCGAGGGCUACCGCCUUGCGCUGGUGUACUCGAUCUGCUGGCCAGCGGAGCCCAAAGACGCGGCGGUCCCCACAUCGGCCGGCGCAGAUGCCGUCAACCAGAUGAUGACCCUGCUCACCAGACUGCUCGGCGAGGAGAGGCAGUUUCACCUCUUCCUCGAGCACGACUACACGCACAAGAGCAUAUCCGAGCUCGGCGCCCGGGCGCUCAAGGGCGUGGAUCGCGAGCGCAUCGCCAGGCUCCAGGUCGCCAACGGCUGCUUGAGCGGAGAUCGCGUCUACGACUUCUACUUCGCAGAGGCCAAGAGGAGGACGGUCUAUUCCUUCUACCAAGAUGCCUGGGACGAGUACGAGUCGCCCGAGGUCACGUUCGCCCAGCUGCACAAGCUCGACGGCACGUCUCUGGCCGGGUCGCGCGACCUGGCCUCGUACUUUGGCCAUAGGGAUGUGCUGAACCCGCUCGGAAAGUCGCUGCUGUCGCUGUGGCGCGGUCACCGCAAAGAGAGACUGGGGGAUCUCGGCAACGAGGGUCCGUCGCAGGUGACGACCUACAAGAAGUACGUCGUCGUCGCAUGGCCCCGGCGGCUGAACCAAGCCCUGGAGGGGAUCCGUGUCGGACAGCUGGAGGCGCUGCGAACGCUACUGACCCAAGAACCUUCGGACGACGAGCUGGCGGAGUUCCUCCAGAGCGUCAGGGAGGCCAGGUCUCGACAGGCGUUCCCGCUCCGUACCACGCUCGAGGACCAACUGCGCCAUACGAUCUUCAUCGCGCUGCUCGAGCGACCGUUCAGCCCGAGGCUGUUUGGUCUCUACCUCGACCUCCACCGCACUGCGAGGCUGCUGAUCCACAACCACGAGGGUUGGCAGGAUCUGCUUCGCCUGAUGCGCUGGCCGAGGGCCUGGAAGGCCGGCCGGGCCAGGGUCGUCGAAGCCUUUGCGCAGGACCCCUGCACCACGCUCAAGCUGAUCGACAAGUACCCGAAGGAGGACCCCGUCGAGAUGAAGCAGCUCCUGAUCGAAGCCCUGCUGCGCUCCGAGAGCGGCGACGACGACGAGCUCUGGCGGAACCUGCAGCAGGCGAUCAGCUGGCGCGUCGCCCUCUCCCUUCCAGAACCGGCCGUCUGCAGGAACCUGGUGCAGAGGUACCUCAACGUCCGCGACGACCAGUUCGACGUCCACCAGUGCAUGGGAUCGUUGCUCUCGGCGCAGCGCCUGCAUCAGAACCUCUUUGCAGCGAGGCGCCACAUCUUUCAGCCCCUCCUGCAGCGUUGCAUCGCCAAGCUCGAGGACAAGCGCGCCAGCGCCUCCGGAUCAAAGGCAGACUACUGGCGCUUCCAGGAGGCAGAGUUCCCGGCCGACGCUCGAGUUGAGGACUUUCUGCAGAGUUAUGAGCGCACCGAGACCGUCAAGGGGUUCGACUGCAUCCAGUCGGCCCGGAAGCUCGUGGAGACGUGCCAAAAGGUGCUGUCCAGCGCCGACGCGCUUGACGCGGAAAAGUGGCAGCGGUGCAGCCACACGCUACCCAAGUUUUCCUUCACCGCCGUCGAGGGUGGGCGGGGAAGGGGGGCGUACGUCACGCUCACCAAGACUGACGCCUACCCGCAGCACCGCGAGGCCCAACGUCUGGCGCGCGUCGCGGGUCUCGAACGUGACAUCAAGACGCUCGGGUCGCUGCUCGUUGUCGAUGCCGGGGCCGGUCCCAGCGGCAGCGGCAGCGGCAGUAUCAGCGCCGGCGUCGAGCUCGAACAGACUCAUGAGGCCGAGGCGGCACCGCCUCGCAGCGAAACGGUUGGCGAAGCUGCAGAAGGUGUCCCGACGAGCCCUGCUUUCGAGCCGCUGCACAGGCCCGACAUCGAGACGGAUGCCGGUCCCAGUGUGGCGUCCGGUGCGGUGACUACGGCUGCGCCUACGGGCGAGAGCGAGGCCAUGGUGGCGGCGCCAUCGACGGACGACCAGGCUCAAGACGGGGCGGAGCACCAGGACAAGAAGGUCAAGCUCGAGUCGAAGAUGGGCUAG
This is a messenger RNA of Pseudozyma flocculosa PF-1, 2778 nucleotides long. RefSeq lists its product as uncharacterized. The transcript has a single exon. The record is from RefSeq and is a predicted model, not a curated record. The coding region runs from base 1 to 2778 and encodes 925 amino acids. Lineage: Eukaryota; Fungi; Basidiomycota; Ustilaginomycetes; Ustilaginales; Ustilaginaceae.